CCACCGAAAGCGCGUGCCUGGAGUUCCCAGCCGACACUUUACUUGAACUUCUUCCUCUAUUCCCUCUCCUCUCAUAAUUCUACCCCCUCCCUCUGUUUUGAGUGAUUGAGACACAUCCACGGGAUCCCCGACGCCACCAUGUCGCUGUACUCUUCCUCCCGAAACGUGGACCUGAGCAAGACCGAGGCGCAACUGUCGGAGCACAUCCGCAAGGCCACGUCCAUCGAUGAGACGGCACCUAAGCGAAAGCAUGUGCGCGCCAGCAUCGUGUACACAUGGGAUCACAAAGGCAGUGCCUCCUUUUGGAACGGCAUCAAAGUCCAGCCCAUCCAAGCCGACGAGAUCCAGACCUUCAAGGCCCUCAUCACCGUCCACAAGGUCUUGCAAGAAGGCCACCCGAUAGCGUUGGUCGAGGGUCAGGGACAGCUCAGCUGGUUGGAGAGUAUCGACCGCAGCGUGGGCGGUGGGGAGGGCUCUCGAGGCUAUGCGCCGUUGAUCAAAGAAUACGUGCGCUACCUCAUCGCCAAACUCUCCUUCCACCGCGCCCAUCCGGAGUUCAACGGCACCUUCGAGUAUGAAGAGUACAUCUCUCUCAAGUCCAUCAACGAUCCCAACGAAGGCUAUGAGACCAUCUCCGAGCUCAUGACGCUGCAAGAUCAGAUCGAUGCCUUCCAGAAGCUCAUCUUUGCCCAUUUCCGCAAUGGCAGCAACAACGAAUGCCGCAUGGCCGCCCUGACGCCGUUGGUGACGGAGAGUUACGGCAUCUACAAGUUCAUCACCAGCAUGCUUCGAGCCAUGCACCGCACGCUCGGCGACGACGAAGCGCUGAGCCCGUUGCGGGGGAGAUACGAUGCUCAGCAUUACCGUCUCGUCCGCUUCUACUACGAGUGCUCGACUCUGCGCUACCUCACCUCUUUGAUCACCAUUCCCAAACUCCCACAGGAUCCGCCAAAUCUGCUGGCCGACGAUGAGAAUGCGCCAGCCUUGCCCGCGCGACCGAGACACGACGAGCCAGUCACCAAGCCGCGCGCCGUCACGCCUCCACGAACCCAAGAAGCCGAUCCCGAGCCUAUCAAUGAGUUCUGGAAGAAUGAGCAGGCACGGCAGCAAGAGGAAUAUGCAGCAGAACAAGCGCGCUUGCAAGCAAUGUACGAGGAUGAGCGUCGAAAACAAGAGGCCGCUGCUCUACAAGCGCAGCGAGACUUUGAGGAGCAGCAACGGCUACAGGCUGAGCAACAACGAUUACAACUCGAGCAGCUUCAGCGCGAUCAAUAUGCACAGCAGACGCAAGGGCGGAUGGCGGAACUCGAGCGAGAGAAUCUCAACGCACGCGCACAGUACGAGCGUGAUCAGCUCAUGCUCGAGCAAUACGACAAGAGGAUGAAGGCGCUGGAAAACGAGCUUGCCCAGCUCAACGCCAAUUUCCAGCAGCAGACACAGAGCAAGGACGACCAGAUUCGCGCACUCCAGGAGCAGGUCAAUACAUGGCGCACCAAGUACGAAGCGCUUGCCAAGCUGUACAGCCAACUCCGCCACGAGCAUUUGGAGCUCUUGCAGAAAUUCAAGGGAGUGCAGCUCAAGGCGGCAUCUGCACAGGAAGCGAUCGACAAGCGGGAGAAGCUGGAGCGAGAAUUGAAGACGAAGAAUCUCGAGCUCGCCGACAUGAUCCGCGAACGCGACAGGGCGCUGCAUGACAAGGACCGAACUACUGGCGGCCACAAAGACGAGCUGGAGAAGCUCAAGCGUGAGCUACGCAUGGCGAUGGACCGCGCCGACAACGCCGAACGAGCCAAGGGUAGUGAAUUGUCGGCCAUGCUGUCCAGACACAACCGGGAAAUUGCGGAUCUGGAAGAGGCGCUUCGGAACAAGACUCGUGCUCUUGACGACACGCAUAUGAAGCUCGGCGAGGGCAGCUCCGACCUGGAGCGACAGCUGCGCGAGAAGGAAGAGGAGCUGGAGAUUUACAAGUCUGGCAUGGACCAGACACUCCUCGAGCUCAACGAGCUGCGGAAUGGCAACGGCGUGACCGACCAUGCGAUGGAUGAGCAGAUUGAUGCCAUGCUGCUCGACAACAUCAAGAAAUUCAACGACCUGAUCGAUUCGGUGCUCCAGUCCGGCGUUCAGCGCGUCGACGACUCUCUCUACGAGCUCGACAGCAGUAUGCAAGCUGGUAACCAGAGUGCCAGUGGUCCGUACGUCCUGUCUCAAAUUGAGAAGGCUCAAAGCAGCGCGAUGGAAUUCAGCACCGCCUUCAAUAACUUCAUCGCCGACGGGCCGAACAGCACCCACGCUGAAGUCAUUCGAACGGUGCACACCUUUUCAAACGCCAUCGCGGAUGUGCUGUCGAACACCAAGGGUCUGACGCGUUUCGCGAGUGACGACAAGAAAGGCGAUCAACUCCUCGCAGCUGCACGACGUUCUGCGUCGAGCACCAUCGACUUCUUCCGCGGCAUCAUGUCCUACCGUCUGGACGGGAUGGAGGAUCUGCAAAAGACCGACGUCGUCAUCAACAAGAACAACGAUGUCCAGGUUGCGCUGAACAACCUCUCCAAGUUGGCCGAUGCCUUCGCUCCGAAGACCAAGGUGACCUCGCAGUCCGGCGAUCUGGGCGACAUCGUCGACCGAGAGAUGUUGAGCGCCGCCAAAGCCAUCGAAGACGCCACCGAGCGCCUCACCAAACUGAUGAACAAGCCGCGCGACUCGUACUCCACCUACGAGCUCAAGAUCCACGACAGCAUCCUCGCGGCCGCCAUCGCCGUGACGAACGCCAUCGCCCAGCUCAUCAAAGCCGCCACGGCGUCGCAGCAGGAAAUCGUUAACCAGGGCCGCGGCUCGAGCAUGAGCCGCACGCAAUUCUACAAGAAGAACAACCGCUGGACCGAAGGCCUCAUCUCCGCCGCCAAGGCCGUCGCCCGCUCGACCAACAUGCUCAUCGAGACGGCCGACGGCGUGCUCAGCGGCCGCAACAAGCACGAGCAGCUCAUCGUCGCGUCCAACGACGUGGCGGCCUCGACGGCGCAGCUCGUCGCCGCGUCGCGCGUCAAGGCGAGCUUUAUGAGCAAGACGCAGGAGCGGCUGGAGGAGUGCAGCAAGGCCGUUACCAAUGCGUGUCGCUCGCUGGUCAGGCAGGUGCAGGCUAUUAUCGAGAGCCGACAGAAGGAUGAAGAUGGCGAAGUGGAUUACUCGCAGCUGUCUGGCCACGAUUUCAAGGUGCGCCAGAUGGAGCAGCAGGUCGAAAUUCUGCAGUUGGAGAAUGCGUUGUCGUCGGCGAGACAUCGGUUGGGUGAGAUGAGGAAGAUUUCGUACCAGGACGAGGACUAAGUUGGUAGGAAGAUUGGUCGUGGCGUGAUGAUGAAUGAUACUUGUGUGUAGUGCAGCGAUAUUGUAGCAUUGCGUUUGGACAUUGCUCUCGAGCACUCAUCCUUGUGGGAUCUCAUACUCGCUCAUCACAAGUGAAGCACGAGUUGCAGAGGCGGGGA
Molecule: messenger RNA, 3479 nt
Organism: Neohortaea acidophila
Lineage: Eukaryota; Fungi; Ascomycota; Dothideomycetes; Mycosphaerellales; Teratosphaeriaceae
Product: SLA2 Src like adaptor 2
Exons: 2
Coding region: 139-3321 (1060 amino acids)
Biological process (GO): clathrin coat assembly; endocytosis; actin filament organization
Cellular component (GO): clathrin-coated vesicle; actin cortical patch
Molecular function (GO): phosphatidylinositol-3,5-bisphosphate binding; phosphatidylinositol-3,4-bisphosphate binding; clathrin light chain binding
Source: RefSeq, a predicted model, not a curated record